CCCGCCCGCCGUGCCGUAGGGCUGCUGCUGUUGUGACGGUGACGCGACAGGCUCGAGAGAUCCCGGACCCGACCGGCCCUCGCCCCCGCCGCGCCAUGAAGUGGAUGUUCAAGGAGGACCACGCGCUGGAGCACCGCUGCGUGGAGUCGGCCAAGAUCCGCGCCAAGUACCCGGACCGCGUCCCACAGGUGAUAGUUGAAAAGGUCUCCGGUUCUCAGAUUGUGGACAUUGACAAGAGGAAGUACCUGGUUCCAUCAGAUAUUACUGUUGCUCAGUUCAUGUGGAUCAUUAGAAAGAGGAUUCAGCUGCCAUCAGAAAAGGCAAUAUUCCUCUUUGUAGACAAGACUGUCCCCCAGUCCAGCUUGACUAUGGGGCAGCUUUAUGAGAAGGAGAAGGAUGAAGAUGGCUUCUUGUAUGUGGCCUACAGUGGAGAAAACACCUUUGGCAUCUGAAUGCAUCUCCUUCCCACAGUGUCUUGUAAAUAGCCUCUUGUUUGUGAUCAUGACCCAAAGGCAUAUCCGGCAUCUGCCACUGGGUUGAUUUAAUAUAUUGAUAGCUUUUUGUUUUAGCCUGGUAAUUUAUGGAAGUUUUGUUUCCCCACUGCACAUUGUACUCAUAGCUGUAAAUUCCAUAGUCUCCUUCCUGUGGGAGACAGUUAAUGGCAUUAUUUAAAUAUUGGAUGCAAGCUAAUAGAGAAAUUACAAAGAAGGAGAAUUUCAGUCUUUUAGAUCUUUGACUAAUAAUUACAGUUUUGUAGCAAUGGAAGCUUCUAGGUUAGUCUAAAGAUGCUGGUGUGUUGAGCUUGGUUAGUGUGUUCCUCUUGGUAAAUUUUGCUUGAGGAAGCAAUGAUUAAAAUUCCUUUCACCAAUAUACUUCAAUUCUACCAAUUCUGUUAGUUUUACUUUCAUAUGAAUAGCAUUCUGAGGACAAGUGUGUAAGGAGUGGUCUUGUAAGUAGGAUCACUCCUUGAAAGAGUGUAAACAAUAAAAUAGCCACACUUGUAAGACAGCAAGUGAUCUCAGAAUUCACCAGAUGGGUUAGGAAGACUUCCAAAAGAUUUCUGCAAACUCCCCUGCACAGUUAGAAUACACUCUCAGUCAGAGCCAUUGUCUGUCAGGCAGUUCCUCUGUGAAGUCUAUUGCCCAGUGCAACCAAUUUUGUAAAAUGGAGUGGGUAAGACCUCCCUUUGUAGAAGCCACACAGCUUCUUUGAUAUACAGCAGAUGCAGACAGUCUGUAGCUUCCUGGAUUCAUCUUUGGCACUUUUAUUUUUUUAACUGGUGUUACAAAAGGCUAAUUGAUUCUGUUACAAAUUAUAAACAAUCUCACAAUUAAGAGCUUAAGCCUUUCAGCUGAAUGCCUUUGGGCCACAGUGAUCUACUACUAUUAAAAUACUGUUCUUUGUCUUCUGCUCAUCUCCUAAAUACAGAGUUUUACAAUUUC
This is a messenger RNA of Varanus komodoensis (Komodo dragon), 1442 nucleotides long. It is a transcript of the gene GABARAPL2, whose product is annotated as GABA type A receptor associated protein like 2. Bases 96 to 452 code for a protein of 118 amino acids. The transcript is spliced from 4 exons. NCBI's taxonomy places the organism in Eukaryota, Metazoa, Chordata, Lepidosauria, Squamata, Varanidae. Gene Ontology annotation, molecular function: ubiquitin protein ligase binding. The record is from RefSeq and is a predicted model, not a curated record. Gene Ontology annotation, cellular component: cytosol; autophagosome membrane; autophagosome. Gene Ontology annotation, biological process: cellular response to nitrogen starvation; autophagy of mitochondrion; macroautophagy.